AUGUCAAUGCAAAAUGCAUCCUGCGAGACGUCGAAUGAUUGCCCAAAUCAUGGAGAUGUUCUUGCGCCGUCACAAACCAAAUGCUACGGGAAGAAGGGCGGAAAUGGAACGCUGGAUGUACUAUACUUGGAAGAAUCUUCUUUCCAUUCAAACGUAUUCCGACCUCUUGAGGACCCUGUGGUUUCGCAUGAAAUAAAUUCGCAACAAUCAUGUUGGAACGUGCUGGACGCUUUCGGCCUAGCAGAGCAGACAGAGCAGCCAAAGCAGGCGGUCCACAUCAUUCUGUUGAAGAACCUAUCUUAG
Molecule: messenger RNA, 303 nt
Organism: Cylindrotheca closterium
Lineage: Eukaryota; Bacillariophyta; Bacillariophyceae; Bacillariales; Bacillariaceae
Source: the annotation of a GenBank genome assembly